AUUAGUUACCACCUCAAUCGGUAUCACUUCGGACGCGUUUCUAAUAGUAUUGUUCCUAUUGAAAUCAGCACACUACCAACAUGGACCCAUUUAUGGAUAUCAUAAAUAAAUCUGAAGAACCAGAGUGGCUUGAAAACAAAAUAGCAGGCAACCUAAGAAUAUGGCAAGUUAUAUUUCUGUGUAUGGCCAGUUUGACUACUCUUAUUGUGAUAGUAUGCUGUUGCUUCCGUUUCCGCAUUCCCCGGACGAAGCAACAAAUCGAAGCGGACUAUCAAAGACGGAAGAUCACCACAAAGUUCCGCGCUAAGUUGGAAACUAUACAGGAUGCUAAGAUGGAUGCAAUGUCGUUGAAAGACGCCUUAGACCUACUUCACGAGCAGACCAAUAUUAACAUGGAGGGCGAAAACCAACCUGGAUCUCAGCCUAGUUCCAUCAUGUCACCGCAACAGAGUUCGUUGGAUGCAUCAUUCCAACCUGACGCGGGUCAGAAGCCGGACGCGCAGGCGUCGGGGCUCAGCUUCGUCAAGUUUGCGUCCAAAGUGGCCACGCUCUCCAAACUAGGACAGCCCAAGUCUCCCACGUCGCCCACACCCUCCGGCAACAAGAUGGACUUUUAAAAAUAUAUCCAAGUAGUUUUAUGCCUUAUAAUUGACUACUAGACUAUACAAAAUUAUUUACCUAAUGCUUUUUAGAGAAUUUACAUAUGUUGCAUACCAUUUAGAUGUCAUGUAUAAAUAAAAUAAAGUUUAAAAUGCA
This is a messenger RNA of Helicoverpa zea (corn earworm), 756 nucleotides long. RefSeq lists its product as uncharacterized. The transcript is spliced from 4 exons. NCBI's taxonomy places the organism in Eukaryota, Metazoa, Arthropoda, Insecta, Lepidoptera, Noctuidae. Bases 81 to 617 code for a protein of 178 amino acids. The record is from RefSeq and is a predicted model, not a curated record.